AUGUUGCAGUGCCACGUGCCGGAGCGCGCACCCCGGCACCGGGCCCGCGGCCGCUUAAUAUUUCAGCGCCGCCGCAAGCUGUCGUGGCUGGGCCGCCGCGCUGUUGACUCUACAGAGCAGCCGCGCCGCGUCUGCAAAUAUUUUGUCCGCCGCAGCCUCGCCGGGCGGCGCGCAGCCCACGAGAAGCAGAAGCUACUCGAUACGUACACCGGUCAGCUUAACUCGAGGUUCAGCCCCACUGCCAUCGAGGCUUUUUACGACGUCGAUGCGGGCUUAGCUCAUUUACUUGCAAGCAAUUUCGACGAAUCUAUAAAGUACUUUUCCGAAGCUGUUGAGGUGCUGGAAGAAAGAAUUAAAAUACUGGAGCAAAGAAAGGACAGUGGCAGUGAAGUGGCGGAAGAAUCCAAAUCUGAUGCAUUUUAUACUAUAGACGGUGAAAUCACAGAAAUAAAGGCUUUAUUGCCUGAGAUUAAAGACAAAAUUCAGGAUAUGAAAGACUUCAAAAACGAAACAUUGAAGGCGAUGUUUGAGAAGCGCUGUGAAGAUCAGCAGGGAAGUCCUGGUCAGGCUGGUACUUCAUCUGCAUCGUUAUCAACAUCAGCUUCAUCCACUGAAUCAAAGCCGGUGUCCAAUAUCACCCAUUUAGUGUGGAAGAAGCGUAAGUUGGACUUGGAUAUGUCAGAUAGUAAAUGGAGUAAAACAGAACCUGAGCAAGAUCUAGUGUAAUCUACGUUAAUUUGAAGAGACACCAAUCCCUGUUAUUGCCAUAGCGAGUAGAGGACUGUACAUCACGUAAUGCACAAAACGAAAUCAGCA
Molecule: messenger RNA, 816 nt
Organism: Schistocerca nitens (vagrant locust)
Lineage: Eukaryota; Metazoa; Arthropoda; Insecta; Orthoptera; Acrididae
Product: nuclear autoantigenic sperm protein-like
Exons: 2
Coding region: 1-726 (241 amino acids)
Biological process (GO): CENP-A containing chromatin assembly; DNA replication-dependent chromatin assembly
Cellular component (GO): nucleoplasm
Molecular function (GO): histone binding
Source: RefSeq, a predicted model, not a curated record